AUGAUCGAGGUCGUCCCGUUCUUUCACGUGCUCGCGGGCAGGAUCGAGCGCGAGGUGGGCGCGGCCGGCGGAGGGGCGAGGGAGGUCGUGGCGACGACGUUGGUGGCGUACGCGCUGUCGAGCGCGAUGACGGGCGUGGCGUUUUUUGCGCUCGGCGCGAUGAGGAUGGGCACGCUUAUCGGCUUCUUUCCGAGGCACAUCCUCGUCGGAUGCAUCGGCGGCGUGGGCGUGUUCCUCAUCAUCACCGGGCUGACGGUCAGCACGCGCAUGGCGGACGAUGAUUUCGCGCUCGACUGGGCGACGUUCGAGGCCCUCUGCCUGAACGCGCACAACCUCCUGCUGUGGGUCCCCGCGUUCGCGCUCGCCGCCGUACUCAGGGCGAUCACCCACCGGUGGCACCACCAGCUCGUAUUCCCGCUCUAUUUCAUCGUGAUUCCGCUGGUGUUCUACUUUGUCGUCCUCGUCGCCGGGCUCGAUCUCGACCACCUCCGGCGAGCCGGCUGGAUAUUCGAGAAGGGUCCGUCGGGCGAAAAGUGGUACCGGUUCUACACGCUCUACGACUGGAACGCGACGCGGUGGGGCCCGUUGUGGUCCACCCUGCCCACGCAAUUCGCAUUAUUGUUCUUCAAUAUAUUGCAUCCGCCGUUGAACGUGCCGGCUUUGGCCGUGUCGCUCAACGAGGAUGUGGAUACGAACAAGGAGCUCGUUGCGCACGGGUACUCGAACGUGCUCGCCGGGCUGUUGGGAACUGUCCCUAAUUACCUCGUCUAUGUCAACACCUUGCUAUUCUAUCGCGUGGGCGGCGACACGCGUAUAUCCGGGUUCCUCCUCGCACUCGCGACCGCGAUACUGCUCGUGAUCGGUACCGGCCCCAUCGCGUACUUGCCGGUCAUGGUCGUCGGCGCUCUCAUCUUCGUCCUCGGCAUCGACCUUGUCAAAGAAGCGCUCUGGGACACACGGCAUCGCGUCAGCAGGAUGGAGUACAUCACCAUCGCGAGCAUCAUGGUCGCGAUGACCGUCUGGGACUUCGUCAUCGGCGUCUUCUUCGGCAUCGUCGUCUCCUGUUUUUUCUUCGUCGUGCAAAACUCGCAGAGGCGCAGCAUACGCGCGCUCUACACCGGCGAGACGGUGAUGUCGACCGUACGUAGGCCGAGCAGCCACCGGGAGUACAUCCGAGAGGUGUCGAAGCAGACGACGAUCAUGCAACUGCAAGGUUUCCUGUUCUUCGGCACGAUCACUCACGUCGAGGAGACGAUCCGCGCGCUCGUGGACGGCCCGGCGUGGCAGCGCGCGCCGGUGCGCUUCCUCGUCGUCGACUUUUCGCUCGUCGCGGGCGUCGACAUGUCCGCCGCGGAGGCGUUCGUGCGCGUGCAUCGGGUCCUGCGCGCGAAGGCCGUCAGCCUGUGCCUGUGCGGAAUCCCCCGCGGCGCGGUCGAGACGUCGCUCGCGAGCGUGGGUCUGUUCGAGGCGGAGGGCGUGCGGCUGUUCGGGAACGUGAACGACGCGCUGGAGUGGACCGAAAACGCGUACUUGAGGACGUGGUUUGUGUCGCACAAGGUUGAGACACCGGCCAUCGUUCUACCAGGACGACAAGACACCGACGACGUUCUUCAAGGUUCGCUGUCCGCCACCCCCCGCCGGAGUCAUAUCCGCGAUGCCGGCUGGCGGACCAUCGCGCAAGAUUAUACGAUCGACCGUCCCGUCGACCAGGACAUAGACGCCAAUGUGCCAGAGCCGCUCUCGACGCUCGAGAAGGCCUUCGCCGCGCACGGGCCGCUCGACCGCGCGCUGUUUGCGCCGCUCGCGGCGUACCUCGAGCGGCUCGCGUUGCCCGAGGGCGAGGUGCUCUUUCGGCAGGGCGAUCCCUCUGACGCGCUGUACCUCGUCCAGGAGGGCGUGCUGCGCGCGAGCUACCGGUUCGCGGGGCACGCGCCGCCGGUGGAGGAGAGCAUGGUGCCGGGGACGCUCGCGGGUGAGCUGAGCGCGCUCAGCGGCGAGCCGCGCAACGCGACCGUGGUGGUGGAGCGCGCGGCGGUGGUGUGGAGGUUGAGCACGGAGAGGUUGGCGACGCUGCUUGAGGAGAGGCCGGAGCUCGGACGGGCGUUUAUGAGGCUCGUGCUCAAGAGUGAGUCGACAUUGUCUUCCAUAACGUCGUGUAAGGUGACUAACAGAACCGUCGGCAGCUGCCAAAAUCGAUUAUGA
Punctularia strigosozonata HHB-11173 SS5 is the source of this 2202-nucleotide messenger RNA. Its product is annotated as sulfate anion transporter. Bases 1 to 2202 code for a protein of 733 amino acids. The record is from RefSeq and is a predicted model, not a curated record. The transcript has 14 exons. Gene Ontology annotation, cellular component: membrane. NCBI's taxonomy places the organism in Eukaryota, Fungi, Basidiomycota, Agaricomycetes, Corticiales, Punctulariaceae.